AGCCUCUCCGCACAGCGGCAUCAUCAACCGCCCGUUUAAGAUGACGACUAGCGCUCUCAAUCCUUCGCUGCUUUGCUCCAUCGGCAACGUCUCCUCCUCUCGUGAUUUCAAAUUUCCCGCCACCUCACGAGGAAGAAGCUCUGCUCCAUUUAAAUCUUGCGCCAAAUUCUUCAAAGCCUCAUCCUCUUUCACCGCCCACAGCAACGGGGAUUCCAGUGGAAAUGACUAUGGUGCAUUGCAUCGAAGGGAAGGACUCAUUUUCAUGGUUGCGCUGCCAGUCAUCCUUCCACUUGGUGGAUUAACAUAUGCAGAAGAUGAAUCUUUCAUCAUACGAGAAGGGGUGAGAAAGGUAGUUUCCAAGGGCAAGGCAGCUGGUGUGCUUCGUCUGGCUUUUCACGAUGCUGGAACCUUUGAUAUGGAUGAUACUUCAGGUGGUAUGAAUGGUUCAAUAGUUUACGAGCUUGAUAGACCUGAAAAUUCAGGUCUUAAAAAAUCUGUUAAGAUUCUAGAGAAAGCAAAGAGUGAAGCGGGCAUAAUCCAACCAGUAUCUUGGGCGGACAUGAUUGCUGUUGGUGGCGCAGAAGCAAUUUCAAUAUGUGGAGGUCCUACUAUUCCUGUUCAGUUAGGCAGGCUUGAUUCAAUGCUCCCUGAUCCAGAAGGGAAACUUCCUCAAGAAUCUUUGGAUGCUUCUGGUCUCAAGCAAUGCUUUUUAAGAAAAGGAUUCUCCACACAAGAACUGGUUGCAUUAUCCGGAGCACAUACUCUUGGAAGUAAAGGUUUUGGGAAUCCUACUGUUUUCGAUAAUUCAUACUUCAAAAUACUUCUGGAAAAGCCAUGGUUGUCUUCAGCUGGUAUGUCAAGUAUGAUUGGGCUUCCCACGGAUCAUGUACUCGCUGAGGAUGACGAAUGCUUAAGGUGGAUUACAGAAUAUGCAGAAAAUCAAAAUAGAUUCUUUGAUGAUUUCAGAAAUGCCUAUAUUAAACUUGUCAAUUCUGGAGCAAGGUGGAAAAAUGUAUAGGAACUCAUACAAAUGUUUUAAAGUGGGCUAUAGCUACUUGAUGAUCGACAUCUAUCAUAUAGUUUGAUCCAUCCAAUUUGUGAGGAUUUUCAGGCUAUUGGCUGAUCCAAGAUGGCUUGAUUGGGCAAUGUUCUGACCUUUUCCUUUUGGCUCCUCUUGCCUGGAUAUUUGGUGGUCGUAGCUGCAGCCAAUAAUGAGGAGUGAAGUAUAAAAGUGUGCAUCCAAAAAAGUUUAUUUCGUGUGGAUCAAGAUUGAAACAGGUAUGUUCCACCACAAAUAUUAGAUCUGAGGUGUUUCUAUUUCAACUUGUAUAUAACUCCUAAGUUAGAUCAUUCCUAUUUUUUUAACACAAUAGUGAUUCUCUUUCUUUUUUUUGCUUUUGGCUUUUGGUUUUUGUCUCUUUAACUUGAGCCAGCAUUAUUGUUAGCAUGAAAAGAGAGGCACUGAAAUGGUGGAGGAAACUAUGUUGGACCCCAAAAAAUAGUAAGAAAUUAUGGAAGACAAAGUACAAAUCAUAGUAAUCUAAUUAUUUUUCCUUUUCCUGUA
Molecule: messenger RNA, 1564 nt
Organism: Macadamia integrifolia
Lineage: Eukaryota; Viridiplantae; Streptophyta; Magnoliopsida; Proteales; Proteaceae
Product: putative L-ascorbate peroxidase 6
Exons: 11
Coding region: 41-1018 (325 amino acids)
Biological process (GO): cellular response to oxidative stress; hydrogen peroxide catabolic process; response to reactive oxygen species
Molecular function (GO): peroxidase activity; heme binding
Source: RefSeq, a predicted model, not a curated record